CUAUUACAAUCACUAUCGCGAACUCAUCGAGCGAUGAAGAAAUGGAUGUCAAAGAGUCUCCUCCUGUGAAGAAUCCUCACAUCAACUUUAGGUUGGCCUUUGAGAAGGCAAAUUGUUGCCAAGAAGCGAAGAAGCUAUUGAAAUCGUCACGUCCUCAGACUAUCAGUGGUGUCUACGGUGGCACGGGAGUGUAAGUCCUUGCAGCAAUUGGCCGAGUUCAUAGUUUCACAGGUUCUGACAGUUCUUUCUACAGUCUGCAGUGGCAAGUCGUCGUUGUUGAAGCAGAAGAAGAAGAGCAAUCCAUAUCGGAAGAAGUCGCCGGCAAAGAAGAAGUUGCAGAAGCAACUGGGUUCACCCCGUCACACCACAUCUCCUGCUCGCCCCCACAACAGCCCAAAGUGGGAGGAGGAAGACAAGAAACAAGCGGCGAGCGACGCCGGGGACGAAGGCAAGGGACGUUUGGUCUUCAAUCCAAUUAAAGUAAAACCUUCCAAGUGGAUGGUUGUACUUGAGCCUGGCGCUCCCAUUGACUGGAGCUAUGAAGGGAGGCCGGCCCGUAGACUUGUAAUUGACAAAGCGGCCUAUGUCCAAGACGACGACGCUGAUGGUGACUCUGACAAUAACGCAGUGCCCGACGUGGACCACCCUCUGAGUAAGACAUUGCGACAGAUCCCUCCCGAUUCUAUCUACCUGUGGUGUAGCUACUGCGACCAUUGCCGAGAAGUCACUCCUAACUCAUUCAAGAAAGACAAGAAUAAGAAGCAGCGACACUCCCUCGAAGACAUUAUAUGCGGCGAACCGGACAAAAUGGGAAGAAGGCCGGUGAUACAAGAAUUGGACCAAAAAGCGGUUCGCGACACAGGCAAAUGGAAGAAGAUGCGAGGGCAUUGGUUUUCCUGUCUCCAGAAACGUUGGAUUGUCCACCAUCCAGAAGUAAGGGCAGUCUACGAAAAAGACAAAAUGGCCUUGGAGAAACACAUCGCUCCUCUUUUCAGAAACAGCAGGCGGAAGUAUUCCCAACUUGACACCGUCACCAGCGACGGCAAGGCGAACGGAGCCUUUUACAAGCGCCAGUCGAACAAGAAUCUCAAGGCCAGAGCCCAGAAAGAGUGGGAAGACAAAGCUCGCAGUACCUGGAUGAACGCAUCAACAAAUAAUGGUCACGACACUGCACGAUGAGGACGGCUAAGUAUUCUUGGAGAAGGAUUCCAAUCUUUUGUUGCGAUUGCAAAUAUCCUAACAAAGGCAAUAGAUAUGGAUGGAUGAAUGAGUUGAAUUAGUCUUAGCCAGCUAGCUAUAGCUAGUAGGCAGGGCUGUCUUGUACCAAUUUU
This is a messenger RNA of Seminavis robusta, 1331 nucleotides long. The record is from the annotation of a GenBank genome assembly. Lineage: Eukaryota; Bacillariophyta; Bacillariophyceae; Naviculales; Naviculaceae.